AUGGCAUACGGCCACCAGGGAUGGAAAUGGGCAGAUAAUGUCAGAAAUCAAAUUGAACGAGUCCGAAUAUCUCUUCCCGGCCAUUACCUCAGCAUCCCACGCAUCCACAGCAGUGAUACGAAUCAACCCUGCUCAAUACCAGGUGACUCCUACUACAGCACGAUCCGCGACGGAGCCGGAGUCGGAUACCAGUACACCAACAACUGCAACGCAUCCACGACUAAGGACUUGAGUGGCACCAUCUGGAACUACGUCAACCGGACCAUCGUCAACGACGGAACCUCGGUCUUCAACAUCCCACUCCUCCGUCGGGACGAUCUCAAGACCUUCUUCAUCGUAUUUCCUGGCUCGGCCAAUACGGAGAAUUUCGAGCAAGAUGCAAAGAUCAAGUUGGUCGAUUACGGCAACCCGACAUGCAGCGGCUGCCAGGUUCAUGAAGGGUUCCUCGAAGCCUGGAACGCCGUCCGCGGUCCGACCCUCAAACUCAUCAACGACAACAUCAAAGGCCCCUACGCAAACUACAAUCUCUUCAGCACAGGAGGAAGUCUCGGCGGCGCGCUCGCAGCACUCGCAUUCGCCGAAUUCCGCACCAACACCGCUCUGGGUCUCAGUGCGAAGACCACGCGAGGAUACUCCUUCGGCCAGCCACGCACGGGGAAUUUUGCGUUUGCGAAAUGGUUCAAUGGCAAGAGCGGCGCGAGUCCGAGCCAAGUGGGCGAUUUUAUCAGGGUGACGCACGGAUAUGACUCCAUCCCCCGCUCCCCUCCCGUCUCCAACGCCUACGGCAUCAACCAAACGCCCAACGACAUUUACCAACACCACGGCACCGAAGUCUGGGAACUCGACAACCCCAGCAAUGGAAACCAUCCGAGCGCCAGCACGACGUACGUCUGUCCCAUGCGCUCGGAUCAGUCGGAGAGCGGCGAUUGUGUGACUGCGGCGUUCAACCCGGGGAACACUGGCGAUCACGUCACUUAUGCGGGAUACGAUGGGCCGGUGAAGUGGGAGGUAGUAGCAUGUGGCAGGACUUGA
Molecule: messenger RNA, 1032 nt
Organism: Dissoconium aciculare CBS 342.82
Lineage: Eukaryota; Fungi; Ascomycota; Dothideomycetes; Mycosphaerellales; Dissoconiaceae
Product: alpha/beta-hydrolase
Exons: 5
Coding region: 1-1032 (343 amino acids)
Biological process (GO): lipid metabolic process
Source: RefSeq, a predicted model, not a curated record